UUAAUUCUUAAUUUUAAUAUUUUUCAUGAAUAUAGAUGAAAAUUACCGGGCAUGUUACUUCCAUCGCUUUCAUCAUGUCAUUUGGAUUCUCAGUCGGCGACAUCCUGGCAGGCGCGGAACUGGCAUAUAAGCUUUGUAAAUCUCUAUCGGACACUAAGGGGGCUUCGAGUGAUUAUCAAGAGCUCAUUGCACAUCUUAAUAUAGUUCAUAAGGUUCUAAUCGAAGUCGACAAACUUCAAGGGGCAAAUCAGUUUGCACAGGCAACUAUUAAUGCCAUCCUUUUCACGGUUAAUUCCACAAAUGAGGCGAUCGAGACAUUUCUUACUCAAUAUGAGACUUAUGAAGAGAGUCUACGGCAGGGCGGUUCGGGUAACAUUUUUAAAGAUGUCUAUAAGAAGGGGAAAUGGGCUACUCAGAUGCCUGAUAAGGUUCGAGAUCUGAAGGGAACACUGUCCACUCUACUAGCAGCUAUUAAUUGCCUCGUAUCUAUGGCCUGUUACUAUAAUGCUGGUUAUGAUGCUACUCGUAUGGCAAUGUUAGAUCCAGAUUGGCGCCCCCAUGGUACAAACUGGGGGAAAGACAUUGAACUUACGGCUAGAAUAUGUGUUGACUCUUACAACCCAACCAAGUGUCCCGGCUUUGAUGAACAGGAUGCUCCAGAAUCCUUUUUCCGGCCUGGUCAGAUUUUUUCAGCCCAGAUCACCUCUUCUUUGCAGGAAAGGAAUGAUCGGGGGAGAUACGAAAGCUUCAACCCUAGAAAACCUCCCAGACCGGAAAAUAUGGAGGAUGCAGUCAAGAAACUUGCCCAAAUUCGAAAUCUCCCCUUAGAGAGAAUGGUUCAAUACUGUGACGAUAUACCGCACGAUUCUAGUCAAGUUAUCUGUUUGCUUUGUAGAAUCAAACUUCGGGCGCAAGAUGCCCGGCAAGAUGCCACACCAUGUCCUAAAGACUAUUGGGCUGGCAACCAUUUUCGCAUCAUUCAUUGGGAAUAUUAUUUCUCAAUGCGACCAUUGGAUGCUUCUAAAUAUUUAAUGUCGGACCUGAAAGGAUUGAUACUCCCUGAGAAUCGUACGAGGCCUAUUCUAGGAUCAACCUUCUCGAAAGAGACAUGGAUAGAUUUGACCCAUAUAUCAGAUGUCACACCAAUCGAGACAGAAUUCGCGGUCACCAAUAAGAUUAAUUGUACAUCCGUAAGUUGGCACUAUCUGACAGGCCCAGUCCUUAUUCGGCGGUUUGUAGUUGUCCGUCAAGGAGUGGGCAAAUGUCUCUGUCUUGGAAUCCACACAUACUCUCGUAGGGGUUGUGGAGAUCAGUCAGAUCAAGAGCUGUUUGGAAUUCUUCAUUCGAGUGAAGAGUCACCUCCCCAUAUGACCAACGAAACAGGGAUGAUACUUGCCCCCAUACGGAUGAAAUCUGAUCACCCAUCGAAAGCACUUCCACGAACUGCAAGGAUACACUAUGGUCGUGUGUAUGAGAUCCCUCAUAAUCUACCAGUGGAGUCAAUUGGGUUAGUCCAUGAUGCUUCUAUGGAAGUACUACAUGACCAAUUCGAGGCAAACAUGCCUACGAGAAGAUAUAAGAGAGGCGGUACAACGCACAACCAGAUUCCUCACCAUCUACCAUCAGAGUUUAUUGAGCCAAUUCAAAGUAUCUCUACAGACAUACUUUGUGACCAAUUGGAAGAAAACAUUUCUACAAGAAGAGAUGAGAGAGACAGUACAACUCACAACCAAAUUCCUCAAUCACAAAUAGAGGCAGCAAACUUGGAUACGGCUAAGGCAAUCCGCGAGGACAUUGCUACUGUACUAGGCUCUAAGAUGUCUCCAGCUGAUUACCUGUCGCCUCGUAGAAAGUAAAUCUUGUUCUAAAGGACUUUAACUCUUCACUUUACAUGUAAAUUUAAUAAAUUAUGUUAGCCAAUUUCAAUCAAUGUAUUUACGGCCCCCCGAAAUAAAAAGUCC
Daldinia decipiens is the source of this 1961-nucleotide messenger RNA. RefSeq lists its product as uncharacterized. The transcript has 4 exons. The record is from RefSeq and is a predicted model, not a curated record. Lineage: Eukaryota; Fungi; Ascomycota; Sordariomycetes; Xylariales; Hypoxylaceae. The coding region runs from base 36 to 1856 and encodes 606 amino acids.